This is a messenger RNA of Schistosoma haematobium, 3744 nucleotides long. RefSeq names its product Core 1 synthase, glycoprotein-N-acetylgalactosamine 3-beta-galactosyltransferase, 1, variant 2. Gene Ontology annotation, cellular component: membrane. The record is from RefSeq and is a predicted model, not a curated record. Lineage: Eukaryota; Metazoa; Platyhelminthes; Trematoda; Strigeidida; Schistosomatidae. Gene Ontology annotation, molecular function: N-acetylgalactosaminide beta-1,3-galactosyltransferase activity. The transcript has 6 exons. The coding region runs from base 740 to 1597 and encodes 285 amino acids.
GCUGAAAUUGAGGUGGACCAUAUUUAGGAGGAUCGGUAAAAGAGAAACAUGUCGGUCAACAGCAAAAGGUCUGUGGUGAAGAUGGACGGAAAGUAAACUGCUGCAUGAGAGAAGAAGAAAGAGAUACAAGAGGUUAAGACCAUUGUAAAAGAAGAGGUUGCACGUUUCCUUUGUACACAUAGAUUGUCAUUGAGCAUUGAUCGGCUAGAGAACAAAAAUCUCAACGAUGCUGCGAAGAGCGUUCUAGUAAGAUAGUUGGGAAUUCUACGCUUCAGGAUGUUUAUAGUUACUUCAUCAUUGAAACAAAUAUUCAGACAUAGUGUUUUCUACUCCAUGAAGGUUAUUCGUGAUUUAGGAGGUUUGAGUCUUAUAUUGUAGCGGCAAAUAAAUCCCCAAAAUAAAUAGCUCUGUAAGUUUUCGACAUUGGAUGCUGACUACAUUAGUUUUAGUGGACCCACCUAGCUGAAGGAGCUCGGUCAUGCAUCCGCACCAGAUCACGAGUGGGAACGUCGUGCUCAACAACCCCUGCAAUCGCUAGCCAGAUUAGAUCAGACGAUCCUCGUUAUAUUGAUAGCUUAUCAAAUAUAUUUUCGAACCUUCUCGCUUCUGUCUUUUGAUUUCACUUGGUGGGUACGAAUCAUAUUAGGUGUUACUGGUUAAAGCAUUGUCAAACUCCGAAUACCUGUGGCAUCUUCAUUGGUGAGUCUAACGUGAUCUGGUACGCCAAAUUUCAAACUUAAUGAAUAUAGAAGAAGCUAAAAAAUUACAUUUAUCUAUUCGUAUAUUAUGUUACAUUAAUACAAUACCCAAAACACAUGGAACCAAAGCUAUUUAUGUUAAAAAUAGUUGGGCAAAACGUUGUACAAAAUAUCUAUUUAUGAGUAGUGUAUAUGACAAGGAAUUACCAACAAUUAAGUUAAAUUUAAGUUAUCCAGAAAGUCGUCAACAUUUAUGGAGUAAAAUGCGAGCAAUUCUUCGUUAUGUCUAUCAAUAUCGAAAUGAUUAUGAUUAUUUUUUAAAAGCAGAUGAUGAUACUUUUGUAAUCAUGGAAAAUUUAAGAUCUAUUUUACAUCAGCAUAAUCCAAAAGAUCCAUUUAUGAUUGGUUAUAAUUUCCCUUACCUUACAAAAAAUGGUUAUUUCUCUGGAGGUGCAGGUUAUGUCCUCUCACAAGAAGCAUUAAAGCGUAUUGUUGAACAAGCUAUUGACAAGCAUCCAAGUUGUCCGACGUACGAUGAAGACAAAGAAGAUGUGAAAUUAAGUAUGUGUGGUCAACCAGUCGGUGUAAAACUGUAUCAUAUGGUUGAUUUAAAUGGAACCUUUCCAUUCACCUGGCGAAGAGAACAAAGAAAUUAUUAUCUUUUCCAAUGGCGCAGUCUCGAAGGUGAAUUUCUUAGCUUAGUUUAUCCAAAGAAACGCGCUAAAAAUUCUAAAUCUCCAGCAACUACAAAAACGGUUGAUCAUCUUCAUGAUCCAAGUGAUUUGCUCAGUGAUCACUUGAUUAGUUUGCAUUAUAUUCAACCAUUCUACAUGUAUUUACUGGAAUUUGUUUUAUAUCACUUGAGACCAAUCCAGGAAAUGGAUUAUUUGAAUGGAUAACUGUCGAGGAAAAAAAAUUAAAACUACGUUGAGAAACCACACUUUAUGUUCAUGAUUUUUAAACUUACUACUGUCUCUACUUCUAUUAUGCACUGUAUGAAAAAUAAUUAAAAUUAACUUUAUCGUUUAUCAACGAUUUAUUUCAUUUUAAAAUCAUGUUUAUUUUUAAUGUUACCUUUUUGGAAGGACGUAUCAUGUAAUUUGUUUGUUGUGACACUUCAACUGUCUUCGAUGUAAAUAUUGUUUAAUUAACCAGUAAAAUGUAAAUAUUUCAUCAUUUUUUCUUUAAUUUCACGUUUCCAACAAAUGACUACGUAUGUUAUUUCUCUACUACAUUAUUUAAGCGUCUUAGAUUGUAUAACUAGUUUCACCAAGAACGGGCAAUAAAUUAAUAACUUUAUGUCUGCUUUUUACAAUAAAGCUAUGUAAAAGCAUAAUUCUUUAAUUUUACUUAAAUGAAAGAACACUUGGAGGAGAAAACCAUUUUAGUAUCUAAUGCAAAUCACACAGUGUCUUAGUAUAUUAUGGAAAUUUUGCAAUAAAUACAUCAUAUGCACAUCUUUUUCACGUUAUCCUUCACGUAUUCUAUUAUUUCUCUAAUUCUGUUGUUCUAUCGAUUUCACUUCGACUUCCUUCCUGUUUUCUUCAUUUCGAUCUUCGGCUUCCAGAGAUUCCGCUUCAGAUUGGUACUACAUACUACUUGUAUUUAUCAGUAUACAACACACUACUUGUGUAAAUCAAGCGCUUUUUGAUAAUAAAUAUCUAGCCAAAUAUGGAUUGAAAUGUAUUAAUGAAUAAUUCCAGUUUUUGUUCGGAAGAAAUACCAAAGGGCUUGAAACAAAGUAAAGUAACUAAAAUUAUUAGUAUCCGGAAAACGUCUAACAGCACUUGACAUACUUCUCCAUCAAUUGUGGUUAGGAUAAUCAGCAAACAUGAAAAUCAGAUAAUUAACAAAUAAUAAGAUAAUACAUAUUAGCGUUAAUUUUUUAGUUGUAGAUGAUUCAACACCUGACGCUAACUGCAACGGAAAAUCUUCGCGAGUCAUCCUUACUCUUGUAACUCCAAAACAUAUACCUGUUGAGUUUGAUUGUGUGAAAUUUUGUCUAGCUUUUUAACAGUUGAAAAUGAUUCAGUUCACUGUAUGAUAUGCAUCACUCUUCUUUUCAGAAAAAUAAGGACAGUGGUAUUUUUCCUCUGAGUAUAUUUUAUAGCAUUGACCGUUUAAUUACGCAUCAAGAUUAUUGUUUUGCUUUAAUUAAAUUUAUUUCAGUUAAAGUAAUCUCCAAGAGUAUCGCUUUUUUCUAGAAAGAUUUAUAAUCUUUACUUUUUGAGUACGGAUACAAAGAAGGCACUGGUAUUUUUUCAUCGCUGAGUAUAUCUUUUAGUAUUGUUUGUAUCCAAAAGUGUUAAGGUUUUUUCGUAUCUACUGAAGUCGGAUUUUUUCAUUGUUGUUAGAUGCACCAAUAAACAAACCUCUGUUUUUUGUGUUCAGUGUCUAUCACAUAAUAAGCCACAAAAUAUACUUAUUCUAGUGACCAGUUUUCGCUUUUGUUCUUCCUGUGAUAUCACAAAACAAUUUUAUGCUGCAAAUAAAACAUAGUUGUGGCAGACCUGCAUGCUAUUUCCCCGCCGAUGAUGGGAUGCAUUGUGACAACUGCAAUAAGUGAUAUCACAAUGUGUGCACCGGACUUACACCGGCUACAUAUAAAAGGAGCUGCAAGCCACUAUCACAUUGGCUGUGCAAAGUAUGUUGUUCUACAAAGUCUCUGUUGAUACUUGAAGAGAUUGAACUGCUGAACAUGGCUAGAAGAUUGCCCUCACAUAAACAGGCAGCUGAAUUCCUCUUUCAAGGAAAUAGAGAGCGUUAUCAUGAGCCCAGCUCUAGAUAUGAAUGAGACCAUAAAAGUGAACCCAAUCAGGGGAGCGGAUCCGUAAUCAACGUCCGUGAGUAUCUCAGCCUGGUUGACCGUAUUGAGAGAUGAGCUGCAAAGGUAAAAAUAAAUGAGCGCCUCCGAAAUGGUGAAAGAAACCUCGUACUCAAGGGUUUUGAAAUUGUAAACGUUUUCAGCAAAACGAUCCUCAAACCACUCUGAGUGGUAACAGAAUUAAACGUGUGCUACACAAAUGCUCCCAACACCAAGGUCGGA